Suillus subalutaceus is the source of this 520-nucleotide messenger RNA. RefSeq lists its product as uncharacterized. The coding region runs from base 1 to 378 and encodes 125 amino acids. NCBI's taxonomy places the organism in Eukaryota, Fungi, Basidiomycota, Agaricomycetes, Boletales, Suillaceae. The record is from RefSeq and is a predicted model, not a curated record. The transcript is spliced from 2 exons.
AUGCUGGAUACUUGGCACUGGAUGAGAGGUCCUCAUGUGUACGAUGUUUUAAUUCGGAACGAGACCUUGAAGGUAAAGCUUUUCGAUACAGUCGGUCUUGGUGAGGGCCCUGAAGGAAAUUCCCCCGAUAAGGACGCUCGAGGAAUUCUGAAGAAGCUCCUUCGAGAUCUUAUGAAGCAAACUGGUAUUCAUCUCCUCAUGUACUGCGUGCGGGGUGUGAGAGUGACGAAGGCGCUCUGCUGCAACUACGUUUUAGUCCGCUCCGAAGUGAAGGAGAGAGUUCCAAUCGUUCUUGUCGCCAGGAGUUUAGAAGACAAAGGAGAGAAAUGGAAGAAUGGUGGAGUGAUAACGAGCGAUCCAUCUCAGACUUCGGGAUGACCUUUACUGGUCACGCAUGUGUCACCACGGUGACUAUCGAUAAAUAUGCAGGGGAUAAGCUCAAGCGGCGCCACAAACAGUCAUGCCAUUCCGUCUGUCGACUUAUCGAGCAGUAUCACCUGUCGGAAAGAGUUCAAACUCC